UAGGAAGAGAGAGUUUCAGCAAUGGCUGGGAUCCGGAAAUUGGGGCUGGCAGAGGCUUUAGCGCUGGGGCCUGGCUGGCGGCAUGCCUGUCACGCACUGCUCUAUGCACCCGACCCGGGGAUGCUCUUCGGCCGCAUCCCGCUGCGGUACGCAGUGCUGAUGCAGAUGCGCUUUGAUGGGCGCCUGGGCUUCCCAGGCGGCUUCGUGGACUCUCAGGACAGCAGCCUGGAGGACGGACUCAACCGUGAAUUGCGCGAGGAGCUAGGGGAGGCAGCGUCCGCCUUCAGCGUGGAGCGCGCAGAAUACCGCAGCUCACAUGCAGGGGCCAGGCCGCGCGUGGUAACGCACUUUUAUGCGAAGCAACUGACGCUGGAGCAGCUGGAGGCAGUGGAAGCCGGAGCACCAAGAGCCAAGGACCAUGGGCUGGAGGUGCUGGGCCUGGUGCGGGUACCCCUGUACACCUUGCGGGAUGGUGUGGGAGGCCUUCCUGCCUUCCUGGAAAAUUCCUUUAUUGGCGCUGCCCGGGAGCAGCUACUGGAAGCCCUGCAGGACUUGGGACUCCUAGAAUCUGGAUCUGUCCCGGGCCUUAAGACUCCAGUUCAUCAGUAAAGGCAGAACCUGAGAUCAGGACCUUGGUAGAGGGCUGAAGAAGAAGGGGUGUCUCUUCUGGGCCUGAGAGAGGACAGGUGAUGCAUUAAAAGAGGGAGAUGUGAGUACAAUGUUUUGAGCAGAGGGCUCUCCCAAAUGCAAUGGGCAGAGAUCCACAGCUCACCCAAGGGGCCCUUACAGUCUCAUUCAGCUCUCUCCCUAUGCAUAUGUGCCCAGUGUGGAACCCCCAUGCGUGCACAUGUCCAGUUAGGACCACACAGGGUUUGACAUGCCACUACCCCAGCAUGUCUAACUAGGAAGUGGCAGUUGAGCCUGCCUUGCCACCAUCCCUUCUCCUUCCUGGGCAAUGGAGCGUCUCUUUCCCCUGUCCUCCAUGGCUAGUCUCCAGGGUCUGACGCAGUCCAUGCUGGUUGGGAAGACUAGUGUGAGGGUCCUCUGUGCCCUGGGAAUGCUCCCACCCUUAUCUGAAACUGUGACAGAGCCCUUCAACACCCCAGAGCAAGGGGUGGACAAACAGCUCUUAAAGGACCGGAGGAUAAAUGUUCUAAGUCAUGUGUGCCAUGUGUUUGCAAUUUUGAUGUAGAAGGGAAAGUAAGAUUAAUAUUAAUUGGAUACCUGUUUACUUGUUAAGUGUUUACAUGGAAAUAAAUAUUAAACUGAUACAGUUCUAGUUUGAUAUUUUUA
Octodon degus (degu) is the source of this 1293-nucleotide messenger RNA. RefSeq names its product nudix hydrolase 16 (gene Nudt16). The transcript is spliced from 3 exons. Gene Ontology annotation, cellular component: nucleus. Bases 22 to 609 code for a protein of 195 amino acids. The record is from RefSeq and is a predicted model, not a curated record. Lineage: Eukaryota; Metazoa; Chordata; Mammalia; Rodentia; Octodontidae. Gene Ontology annotation, biological process: mRNA catabolic process; sno(s)RNA catabolic process. Gene Ontology annotation, molecular function: phosphodiesterase decapping endonuclease activity; snoRNA binding.